Messenger RNA from Cyprinodon variegatus (sheepshead minnow), 501 nucleotides. RefSeq names its product tumor necrosis factor receptor superfamily member 14-like. The record is from RefSeq and is a predicted model, not a curated record. The annotation marks the transcript as partial. Gene Ontology annotation, molecular function: transmembrane signaling receptor activity; protein binding. Gene Ontology annotation, cellular component: external side of plasma membrane; membrane. The transcript is spliced from 3 exons. Gene Ontology annotation, biological process: signal transduction; positive regulation of peptidyl-tyrosine phosphorylation; negative regulation of alpha-beta T cell proliferation. Lineage: Eukaryota; Metazoa; Chordata; Actinopteri; Cyprinodontiformes; Cyprinodontidae.
GACAUGUGGUAGGCAAAGACUGCACGGCUGUGUCAGGACCACGCUGCAUUCCCUGUGAGACGGGAACCUUCAUGAACAAACCCAACGGCCUGACCAAGUGUUUCUCUUGCUUCUCCUGUGAUCCAGGCUCUGGACUCUCUAUCAAGCAGAACUGCACGUCUGAAUCAGACACAGUUUGUGAUGUUUUACACGGAUAUUUCUGUAAAAGCUGGACAGACAGUUCAGGAUGCAGCACAGCAGCGAAACAUUCAGCCUGUAAACCUGGACAGAGAAUAAAGCUUCCUGGGACCAGCAGAGAUGACACCGUGUGUGAAAACUGUGAAGAAGGAACCUUUUCUCCACAUGGGUUGAACUGCACUCUGUGGACACAGUAAGAUAAUGACACCUUUUAGGUCUUCCUUUCAUUAUAACUGAAAGGACUUUGAUUGAGGAGUUUGACACUGAUCCUCCAAUAAGACUCCACGAAUAACCUGGGUAGAUAGAAACUAACAGAGCAGAAAA